AUGUGCAUGGAAGACGAAAUUAGACGCGGUACCCUACUCAAUGGCGCGUGGAUCAAGAAGGUUCCGUCAUACUACUCGCCCGCGCAGGCUGUCCAGUUUCUUGAAUGCAUGAACCUGGAUCUGGGUUUAGGAGAAGAGGAAAUAGCGAAGGGGACGGCGCCGACGUCUCAAGAGGCGUUGACGCGCAUCGUCGAGCGCUUUCUCAUCACUUUCCCUUGGGAGAACACUCAGAUGCAUUAUUCUGCUGAACAUUUAAUGGACGUGUCCCCAGAGGGAUUAUUUAAUCGGAUGGUCGUGGAGAAGAAGGGUGGAUCGUAUUGCAUUGGCUUGAAUGGACUUCUUUUGGGAAUGCUCCGGGCGCUGGGGUACAGGGCCUACUGUAGCAUAGCCAAAGCCAAUUACGGGCCUAUUGGUGGACCGCUGGACUACGUGCCUCCGACCCACCGAAUUAUCUUCGUCCAGCCACAAGCUCACAGCAAUCAGACGUACCUCGUUGACACUGGGCAUGGGUUCGGCCUCUCUACACCCAUCCUUCUCUCCAACGAAGAAGACAACACCGUGCAAUCCCUUAACUCUUUCGAAAAGCUUCGCCUCACCAGGACACCACAUCCGAGCUCAAGCCUCGAGAGCUCUCCAGGCUCAGAAGCGUCGACCGAGAUCAAAUGGAACCUCGAAGCAUAUCAGAAGAAGAAAGACUCGCUCGGAUCGGAUUGGCGAGUCUUAUACUCCUUCUCCGAGGAAGAGUUCCACGAGGAGGAUUUCGAGGCUGCCUCAUUCCUCAUCUCCAAGAGACCCGUCCUGCGAGGCCUUUUCUGGCACCACGUUGUAUGCACCAAGAACUUCGUCGUCCCAGAGGAGGAGCGUACACUCCACUCUCGUGCAUCUGCCAACGGCACCGUGAUGCAUGCCGCGAAGAGGUGUAUCGACUCGUCCUGGUUGGUAGGGAAGUGA
This is a messenger RNA of Cyclocybe aegerita, 951 nucleotides long. The record is from the annotation of a GenBank genome assembly. NCBI's taxonomy places the organism in Eukaryota, Fungi, Basidiomycota, Agaricomycetes, Agaricales, Hemipholiotaceae.